Vespula pensylvanica (western yellowjacket) is the source of this 959-nucleotide messenger RNA. It is a transcript of the gene mRpL9, whose product is annotated as 39S ribosomal protein L9, mitochondrial. The transcript has 2 exons. The record is from RefSeq and is a predicted model, not a curated record. Gene Ontology annotation, molecular function: structural constituent of ribosome. NCBI's taxonomy places the organism in Eukaryota, Metazoa, Arthropoda, Insecta, Hymenoptera, Vespidae. Gene Ontology annotation, biological process: translation. Bases 99 to 905 code for a protein of 268 amino acids. Gene Ontology annotation, cellular component: ribosome; mitochondrion.
GUAUAACCUAAAAAUCGUAUAAUAAUUGUACACUUAUCUUGUUAAUGAUAUUCUUAUUUUUCUUAAUGAAUUUUUCUUGUUGAAAAUAAAAAAAAAACAUGUUAAGAUCGAUAGGUUUUUAUGCAGAUCAUUUAAAGACAUUGGUUAGACCAUUUUUAAGCACGACGACAGAAAAUGUUUUAUUACAGAAUAAUGGCACAGAUUUUAUUUAUCAGCAAACACGGAAUGCUUUUAUUUUGAGAAGAAAGUUUAAACCACCACUUUUCAAAAAGUAUGAAAAAUAUAGAAUGCAUAGACCUAAGUAUUUUGUUUACCAUUUUGUAGAACAUACUGAAAGCAAGAAACAGGCACCAAUCAAACUGUUAUUAACAUCUGAUGUAAAUAAGAUUGGUUCAAGGGGAGAAAUUGUUUCAGUACCUCCUGAAAAAGCUCAUAAUAAUGUCAUUCUACCUAAGUUAGGAGUAUAUGCAACUCAAGAAAACAUUGACAAAUAUAUUACAAAAAGUAUUGAUGAAGGACCUAAACUUUCUUUAAUAACACAACAAGUAAUAAAUACUUUAUCAACUAUGAAUUUAUCUGUAACAUUAUCACAAGAAGUUCCAUGGACUAUAGAGAAAUGGCAUUUAAAAGUAAGUUUCCGCAAAGCAGGAUUUUAUGUACCCGAAGAAGCAAUAACUUUACCAGAAAAAACUAUAUCUGGACCUGACUUAUCUCUAGAAGGAAAACAAUUUUAUGUCAUUGUAACAAUUAAUAAUAGUGAAGAAGUAAAAGUUAGGUGUAGGAUUCAUCAUUACAAUGUAUUUGUAAAGGAUUUUUGGAAGCAUUUAUUGGAGCCAGUUUUCCCAGAAGAUAAACCAAUAUUAGAUUCUAUGCCCCUACCUCGUAAUAUACAAAAUUUAGAGUAAAAUGUAUCAACUUCCUAUAUAUUUAAUUGUUAAUAAAUGUAUAAUGCUAAAUAA